AUGUCAGCCGUCAUUCAAUCUCUCUCACGUGCCGAACAAGUCACUCUUCGUCAUUUCAAGGAAAUGACAAAUGCCACCGACAACGUCGCCUCGAUUUCACUUCUCCGCGAAUGCAGCUGGGAUCUGGAUUCCGCGUGCGAGAAGUUCUGUAUGAACAUCUCAUCCUCUCCGGAACCAGUUUCAGAGGAUUCAGAAGACGAAGAGGAGUACCAGGAUGAGGAUUUGAUCGAUAUCAGUGAUUGCGAUCAUGUCCGCACAAGCCCCGCCCCCUCAGCUGGAAAACUGUUCCCUCAAGAAUAUGAAAAUGUGGAGGAAGCGUUGAGAUUCUUUGUGGAAAAGUACACGCAAAAAUAUUGUACCCAAGGAAAUGUCCCCCCAUUUUUCAUGGAAAACUUGAAUAAUGCAAUGGAUUUGGCUAGAAGAGUCAACAAACCAAUCGCUCUUUUCUUGACGAACACAAAGAGCGUGGGAAUGAACAUCUUCUGCGAUCAAGUCAUGGGAAACCGGAGUGUUCUGGACACGUUGAGAGCAAAUUAUGUGCUUUUUCCGUUUGAUGUCACUGAGAGCCACCACCUCGCCCGCCUCAUCACCGACCUCCAAUCCGACAACCUCCACGACAUCAUCUCAAUCAUCUCCGACUUAACCAUCUCCCUCCCCGAAUCCUUCCCACUUCUCAUCUCACUCACUCGUCACAACGGAAAAUUCGAAAUGACCAAUUACUGUCAGUCGAGUGAUUCCUCGGAUUCUACACUAGCCAAGUUGUACGGAGCCAUCGAAGAGCAUAGAAUUGCUAAUCGUGAUCAAGAGGAGAUUCUCAGAGAGAGAAGAGAACGGGAGGAGAUCCGUCGUCUUCAGGAGAAAGAGUAUCAAGAGUCACUCGCAGCAGAUAUCGCCAAAAUGGAGAAGCGUAAGCAGGAGGAGGAAGCGAAGCGUCAAGAAGAGGCCAGACGUCAACAUGCCAUGGAAGAGGAAUCACGUCGUAUGGCCGAGGAAUCUCAACGUCAGAAGUCUCUAGAAGCCACUCUCCCAACCGAACCAUCUUCUCAAGACCCAAACAUCCUCCACGUGAAAUUCCGUCUUCCAGAAGGAAAGCAACUUCUCCGCCGAUUCCGUCAAGCGGAGACAAUCCAAGUGUUGGUAAACUAUCUGUCCAGUCAAGGCUUCCCUGCUGACAAAUUUAAGUUCUUCAACUCGGAUUUCCCAAAGAAGAAUGUCAUGGAGAAGUUCAACAUGGAGAAUAGCUUCGGAGAUGCAAAAUGGCCAGUUAGAGAGCAGAUUUUUGUGGAGGAGAUUUAA
Messenger RNA from Caenorhabditis remanei, 1296 nucleotides. RefSeq lists its product as uncharacterized. Bases 1 to 1296 code for a protein of 431 amino acids. The transcript is spliced from 3 exons. The record is from RefSeq and is a predicted model, not a curated record. Gene Ontology annotation, cellular component: endoplasmic reticulum; nucleus. Gene Ontology annotation, molecular function: ubiquitin binding. Lineage: Eukaryota; Metazoa; Nematoda; Chromadorea; Rhabditida; Rhabditidae.